CGGAACAUUAGACGAGAGUUACACUCACUUAGGUACACAUGAUAGGUACCGUCGUGAGCUCAAGACACGUUUAUCAUCUUUUAGGAAUUUUUCUACACUGGAUAUCUACACCAAAGUAUGUUAUCGCAGUCCUGAAGCUCAACAAAAGGGGUCUACAAACCACAGUGAAACACAGCAGCGGGGAUAUUGUCACAUGUUUAGGUAGUGCGGGUCCAGCUCUCUGGCAUUUACAGUGUCAGAUGAUGUUGGUUUUAGGGAUCAACAAAUCGUUGCCUCGGGGACUAACCAACGCCCAUCCUGGCCAAUAUCGAUGCCGGGAUGUAGCUACGACGCAGCAUCAUUUCUCUGGUAACAUUUCGCGGACAAGUUGGACAGACUCCUCGAGCCCAUCAUCGAGGAACAUCAAGUCUGAUCUGUUCGACUUCCGGACCAGGAAGAAGCGGUCCUGUCGGGAGCUGACGCAUCAGGUCCCGGGAUAGCGGCUUGUGCAACCUCGACCCGUAAACAGAAAUCCAAGAUGUGACUCUGGAUAGCAGGUGUGUGGGGAGCGGACCAGUAGACCUGAACCUGCAUGAUGAGCUCCUACAGGAUACGUAGGAUUGUGGGUCCUUGUUUUAACGAACGAAA
Homarus americanus (American lobster) is the source of this 627-nucleotide messenger RNA. RefSeq lists its product as uncharacterized. The transcript is spliced from 4 exons. Lineage: Eukaryota; Metazoa; Arthropoda; Malacostraca; Decapoda; Nephropidae. The record is from RefSeq and is a predicted model, not a curated record. Bases 39 to 479 code for a protein of 146 amino acids.